This is a messenger RNA of Andrographis paniculata, 552 nucleotides long. RefSeq names its product calmodulin-like protein 3. NCBI's taxonomy places the organism in Eukaryota, Viridiplantae, Streptophyta, Magnoliopsida, Lamiales, Acanthaceae. The record is from RefSeq and is a predicted model, not a curated record. Gene Ontology annotation, molecular function: calcium ion binding. The coding region runs from base 1 to 552 and encodes 183 amino acids. The transcript has a single exon.
AUGAUGAAAUCAGCAGAUGCCCUUAUCUUGAUCAUAUGCAACAACAUUUCUGAUCUCAUUUCAUUCAUAAACUCCAUCAUUUGGUUCAUUUUCUAUAGUUGCAUAAUCCUCACUUUCCAAGACAUUUACGCCGCGUUCCGGCCCGUGUUUCGAUUCAUCAGCCGGGUUUUCCCCAGCUCGUCGCGGGACCCCCGAAUUCCCGACACGCCGGCCCUGAAUUUUCGUGUCGACGCUCGCGACAUGGAGAUUGUCUUGGAGAAGCUCGGGCUAUCUCGAGGACCGUUGGAUGGUCCAUUGGUCGAUUUCUGGGGCGUGUUCGAGACGGGUUUGGAACCCGAUUUUAGGGAAGUAAUGGCGGCGUUUAGAGUGUUUGAUGUAAAUAACGACGGGUUUAUUGAUGCGGGGGAGUUGAGCCGGGUGAUGGAGUCGCUAGGGUUGGCCGGAUUCUCGCGGCUCGACGUCGAAAAAAUGAUCUUGGCCUUUGAUGAAGAUGGUGAUGGGAGGAUUGGUUUUGAGGAUUUUGUGAAGCUCAUGGAGGGUUCUUUAGGUUGA